This is a messenger RNA of Oryzias melastigma (Indian medaka), 2718 nucleotides long. It is a transcript of the gene hic2, whose product is annotated as hypermethylated in cancer 2. Gene Ontology annotation, cellular component: nucleus. Gene Ontology annotation, biological process: regulation of transcription by RNA polymerase II. Gene Ontology annotation, molecular function: RNA polymerase II cis-regulatory region sequence-specific DNA binding; DNA-binding transcription factor activity, RNA polymerase II-specific; protein binding. NCBI's taxonomy places the organism in Eukaryota, Metazoa, Chordata, Actinopteri, Beloniformes, Adrianichthyidae. The record is from RefSeq and is a predicted model, not a curated record.
CAGCUUUAGGUGGUGCUUGUGCAGGAAGAGAGAGAGAAGGCAAGAAGGAAGGAGGAAAUGGAACUGCCAAACCAUGCCAAACAACUGCUGCUGCAACUCAACCAGCAGAGAGCCAAGGGCUUCCUGUGUGAUGUUAUCAUUGUGGUGGAGAAUGCACUCUUCCGCGCCCACAAGAACAUCCUGGCGGCAAGCAGCAUCUACUUCAAAUCUCUGGUCCUCCACGAUAACCUCAUUAACCUUGACACAGAGAUGGUCAAUCCCUCUGUAUUUAGGCAAGUUCUGGACUUCAUCUACACUGGAAAACUCCUGUCCUCGUCAGACCAGAGCAGUGAUCAGAAUUUCAGUGCCCUUUUGACUGCAGCCAGCUACCUCCAGCUCCAUGAUCUUGCAGCUCUGUGCAGAAAGAAGCUUAAGCGCAGUGGGGGGAAACCUUUGCCAGGCAAGCCCUCUACUCCGGGUCCUAUUAGCCGCUUACGCCUCAAUAACCAGCGCCUUUCCUCUUCUACCCCUGCUGGCCCAAAUAACCACUAUCCCUCCACGCCUUCGGAUGCCGACCAGCAGCAGCCAGAUGAAGGCCUUCGGGACAAGCUCUCAGAUGAUGAAAUGUUUGUUGGCAGUUCUGGAAAGAAUGGGGGUAAUGGCAGCAGUAAUGGUAAUCUAAGCAGCGGAGCAAGUGCUGGAGAGCCAGAUCUUGGACUAGACCUUUCCAAGAAGAGCCCUCACUCUGCAGGAACAGCCACUGAUGCCCUCAGCCCUCAUAGCAACUCCCAAGAAUCCCCUCAAUCUGCCUCAGUGUCCACAACCAACAGUGCCUCACUGGAUGACUCCUCAACCCCCCUACCAGGUGUAGACACAUGCACCUCAGAACACAUGGACCAUUCCUCCUCUAAAACCUCAGAGGAGCCUCCAAACCAAUCUGAUGGCCCACCACCCAGCAAAAAAACAAGGCAGGGUGCCCGCAAGAACGAAUGGCCUAAGAAGGAAGUAUCAGGGUUGAAAUCUGAAGAUCAUGACAGGCCUCUGGUCAAUGGGGUGAUUGUCGGUCCUAAAGACGGGCGGUCCUCCACAAUUGGAGGAGGGAAUGGUAGCAGCUUUACUACAGACCAAUCCUUCCAGUGUAAAGAUGAUGAAGAAGUGGGAGAGAAUGGUCAGGACCACAGUGAAGAAAGCGGGCAAAGCGAUGGAGAGAGUGCAGGAGGCAGAGGAGGAGCAGGAGGGGGACACCAAAGCGCUAACUAUGUGUACCGACAAGAAGGUUUUGAGCCAGCAUUCGGGGACAACCUCUACGUGUGCAUUCCCUGUGGUAAGGGCUUUCCCAGUUCAGAGCAGCUAAAUGCUCACGUGGAGACGCACACAGAGGAUGAGCUAUAUAUCAAAGAAGAAGGGGGAACCUUUGUAAAAGAAGAAGAUGAGGAGGAAGCAGAGGACCUCUCAGCACCUGUUGGUCCCUCCAGCUUUGGCUCAGAAACUCGUCCAUUCAAGUGUACCGUCUGCAGCAAGAGCUACAAAGACCCUGCAACGCUGAGGCAACACGAAAAAAGCCACUGGCUAACCAGGCCCUUCCCCUGCAACAUCUGCGGCAAAAUGUUCACUCAGAGGGGAACCAUGACACGCCACAUGCGCAGCCACCUAGGCCUCAAGCCGUUCGCAUGUGAGGAGUGUGGCAUGCGCUUCACACGCCAGUACCGCCUGACGGAGCACAUGCGCGUUCACUCUGGGGAGAAGCCGUAUGAAUGCCAGCUAUGUGGUGGGAAGUUUACCCAGCAGCGCAACCUCAUCAGUCACCUGAGAAUGCACACCUCGCCCACUUAGAAAUGCAUAAAGCCAAAGAACUCUGGGAAUAGAAAACAAAGGAAACAUUUCUCUACCCUUUUUUCCAUCUCAAAAGCAAAGAAAUGCACACAUUCACAGGCAGACAUGCAUAGUUCUACAUAAUAAUUCCAGUUUACGAUGCCCUGGCUGAGUGAAUGAUGUAGCCACUGGCCACAGUGCUCUCUUGUUGAUGGUGAGAUCUUGUUAUAAUGCAAGGAUCAAGUCAUCAUUUCUGUCAAGUGACGUCUGCUCGCCUCUCAGGAGUUCUAGUGGGACGAUUCAACGUCGUCUCUCUCCAAAGUCACAAAGCCAUGGUGGAGUGGCUUGACUUCUGGUCUGUUAAAUGUGAAUGUGGGUACUGAUAUAAUGUCAAACCCCCCCUUACCUCAUACCCCUCGGCAGCCUUUCGCUUUUAAGUCUUUUUGUUUUUCCAUUUGGUCCUCAAACAGUUUGACUCCCACCUGUACACCAGAGCUAUUUUGACCAAAAACCACAAACCAAACAACGCUGGCAAUAAUUAAGCUUUCUUUUUUGUUUUUCCCUUUUUGAACCUCGACAGCUUUAUAUCUAUUGUUUAGUUGGUGGUCAAUAUCUGUUUGAAAGAAGAGGGGUACCUGAGUUUGGGACCAUCUCCAUGCUUUAAUUAAAAAAAAAAGGGUUCUCAUGGAAAGGCGUGUUUGUUUUCACAAAUACUCUAAACCCUCUACGGCUGUUAUAGUUGAUGUAGAGGAGAUUUUUAUGGUUUUGCCUGUUGGCGCCCCAGGAAUGAACCCUGGCUGCAAAGAUGAACCCUUUGAGGUACUCGUUUUACCUUGUCAUGUUUUCAGUGAAUGUCUAAACUGGAAGUUUCUGGGAUUUUUCUUGUGAAGGGGGGGGAGGGAAUCUGGUUUGGUUUAAUGGGGGAUG